GCUAUCUCGUUUUGUCUUAUCUGAUUCGAGAAUUAUAUUGUUCGAGUUUAGUCGUGGUUUGGCCUGUGCUGGACCAACUGGUUUUUUUGGGGGGAAUAUUACGUUGAAGAAAAAAAUACGUCAAGAUGUUUGACGUGUUCGGGGAUCUGAAGAAGCAGAUUUCCACGUCGGGGGCGACGAAGGCGAAGGUGUCGUCGAUGGUAUUGCGUUGCAUGAAGCUGUGCAUGCUGAUCACGACGCUGGCCUGCGUCCUGGUGACGGCCAAGAACUACAUCGGCGACAACAUCAAGUGCAUCACGGGAUUCGACAAGCAGGAGCACAAGGCCAUCGAGACGUACUGCUUCAUCGCCUCCACCUUCACCAUCGUCGACCUCGAUGUUCCCACGGCGCAUCCUGGCGUAGGUCCCAACGCGCCGAAAAUCAACGCCCUCGGCGAGAAAGAGGAACCGGACAACAGGCGCCAUGCCUACUACCAGUGGGUGCCCAUGGUGCUCGUUCUGCAGGCGGUCGUCUUCUAUUUACCUCAGUGGCUGUGGAACCGCAUCGACAAAGGGUUCUUUAGGUCGUCUCUCUGCUCCCUGGACAAGAUCCACAUCUCCGAUGUGUCGCAGAAUAUCCAAGUAUCCGCCAACUACUUCCUGGGGUCCAUGGCCACCCACAGGAGCUACGCCACGUCCUUCCUCAUGUGCGAGGCCUUCUCCUUCGCCAUCUCCGUCGGGAACCUCUUCUUCACCAACGCUUUUCUAGGAGGCGAGUUCUUCAGCUUCGGACCGGCCGCUAUUGACUAUCUGAUCAAGCCGGCUUCGGACCCUGACAAUCCACUGAACGAGAUCUUCCCCAAGGUUGCCAAAUGCACGUGGUACAAGUAUGGGGCAUCGGGCACCAUACAGAAGCACGACUCGAUGUGCGUCCUGCCCUUAAACAUCGUGAACGAGAAGACCUACAUCUUCCUCUGGCUCGUAUACAUCCUCACCGCCUUCCUCAUAGGGUUCUUCCUCAUCCUCCACCUCAUCAUGUUCUUAGUUCCCAGUCUACGUAACACCUGGCUGGUCUUCCUAGCGAAGGAGCAUCAGUCUAAAAUAGACCUACAACACGUCCUGCCGAAGUGCAAUUAUGGCGACUGGUUCCUGAUGUACCACUUCAAGAAGAACAUGGCGUACUUCAAGGAGUGGAUCAGCAAAAUCAGAGAGGGCAUCAAUAAAUAGACCGGAUAAAUUUAGUCUACGAAGUCUUGAGAAGGGUGUUGGUCUAUUUUUUUAAGAGGAAUUCUCCCAUGGUAAUGAAAAUAGUUAUAUCAACUAAACAUGUAUGUACUACACUUGCAUGGCAUUGCCCUAAUUUUAUACGUUAAGCUUUUUAGAUUUAGUCAUAUGCGCAGCUUAAGCUCAUUUGCUAUAUAAUAAAUAUAUUUAGUGUUAUGGUUUAAA
Messenger RNA from Macrobrachium nipponense, 1427 nucleotides. RefSeq names its product innexin inx2-like. Lineage: Eukaryota; Metazoa; Arthropoda; Malacostraca; Decapoda; Palaemonidae. Gene Ontology annotation, molecular function: gap junction channel activity. Bases 126 to 1205 code for a protein of 359 amino acids. The transcript has 7 exons. The record is from RefSeq and is a predicted model, not a curated record. Gene Ontology annotation, cellular component: gap junction; plasma membrane. Gene Ontology annotation, biological process: phototransduction.